AUGAUUUAUGUAGUUGUCGGAGGAGGCAUAGCUGGCGUAAGCUGUACAAAACGGCUUUUAGAAUCGAUUAAUAAAUCUGAUCACGUCAUUCUUAUCUCUGCUAGUAGGAUAGUGAAGGUGGUAUCUAACUGGAGUCAGAUCGGUAGAUUCUCCGAGAGAUUUGAUGUAGAGGAGUGCGAAAUGGCAACGGAAGAUCUUCGUUUCAGCUUCAUUGAAGCUAAAGUGAAUAAUUGGAAUUAUGAGAGCAAGGAACUACUUCUCAACGAACGCACUGAUCCAGUGAGGUAUGAUAAAUUGUGCAUAGCCACCGGUGCCCAACCGAUUGCGCCAUUUUCUAGCAAAAAGCGUCGUUUGCACGGAGCAAAGCAUGUCGCUGUGGUCGGCAACGGAGGUAUCGCCACGGAAGUUGUGUUCGAGAUGAGAGGGGUUGCCAUCACUUGGAUAAUUCGUGAUGACUCAAUCUCUUCCGUUUUCUUUGAUACGGCUAUUUCAAAGUUUUUCCAAAAACGCUUAGAUAUGGGAAGAGCGGAAGGCGAGAAGAACUCUGGUGUUCUCAAACGAUUACGGUAUUCACUGAGCGAACCCUCAGGAAAGGGCACGAUACAGAAUUUGUCAGGAUGUGCCCUUGGUCCUGACUGGACCUCAUCUUUUUCAUUCGAUUGUGAUUCUCAGGGUCGAAAUGUUAAUGUUAUUUACAACGUCGAAGUUCAAGAGGUAAUAGACGAAGAGGAAGGCGUAGUAUUGUCACUGUCAAAUGGUGAUCAAGUCCAGUGCGACUUCGUUAUCUGGGCAACUGGGGUUGUUCCGACAACGAGUAUUUGGAAGAAUUGUUGUCAAGAAAUGCGUCUUUGGACCCAGGCGAGGCAGAUGGGUGAUUACUGUGCCAGGUCCAUGAUGGUAAAUGGAAAGUUAGAUGUCGACUUCUGCUUUGAGUUGUUCACCCAUACAACCUCAUUUUUUGGUUACAAGGUUUGUUUUUUUUGUGAUAUUUGUUUCUUAAUUGAAACGAUCGAAAAUCUUAUUUUAAACAAAACCGAUUUGGAAGAGAUAGAGGAGGAUUUCUUAGAUCCUCGAAUUGAUAUUGAGGAUUACUUUGACUAG
This is a messenger RNA of Angiostrongylus costaricensis, 1101 nucleotides long. NCBI's taxonomy places the organism in Eukaryota, Metazoa, Nematoda, Chromadorea, Rhabditida, Metastrongylidae. The record is from the annotation of a GenBank genome assembly.